This is a messenger RNA of Rotaria socialis, 1968 nucleotides long. NCBI's taxonomy places the organism in Eukaryota, Metazoa, Rotifera, Eurotatoria, Philodinida, Philodinidae. The record is from the annotation of a GenBank genome assembly.
AUGUAUUCGAUGCUGCAGAGUCUUGAAUACAUUCGUUGGAUGAUAAUUGUAUGCUGUAUUGCAGGACAAGGUCACGCAGUGGACAUUGAUCACUCUGAUGAAUUAGCAGUGAGCUCAUGCCAAAUAUACGGAAGUCUUCACUUCAGAAUGUUUCAUGAGCGGCUUGAUCAGCCUCAAUCAUUAUUGUGGUGCAAAAAAAGUGGUGACUAUGUUGCGUAUGAAAAUGAAUGGAUUCAAAUUCUUAUCACUGUCACAGAUUUUCCAAGUUGGAAUCGAAAAUACAAAAUGAUAUUUAAACAUCACAAUACGGUCUUAUGCACAAUUGAUAGUAGUCAAAAUAUUUGUAAUCAUGAAACGAUCGAAAUAAAAACAUGGAGUUUAAUUACACAAAUCGUCUAUCCAAUGGCAUUUCUACGCAUAAUUAUUGUUCGAUAUGGAAAUGAACCAUACUAUGAUAUAAUAUUACAUCAAAGGAACACGACAAUUUUUCCUCAAUCAAAAGGAUUGUGCAUUCAUGGAUCAACACAUUGUGAAAUAGAUCCGUUGGCUAUGAAAAGUAUACGCCAUCGAAAUCAACUAGAAGUGGUUAAUCCAACAGACGAGCAACUGAUGGUUCAUGAAAAAGCUGAAGAGAUCUGUAAUCAUUAUCAUAAUUCCGUACGUCGGAUGAUGAGAAAAUUAGGACUAUCUUUUAUUAGUCAAACAACAAAAGACAAAUUGAUAAUAUCUUGUAUUAACGAUCUCGAAUCAACAGGAAAUAAACAAUUUGCAAAAAGUGUUCUACAAUUAUUCCUAUUUGAAACUGUAAAUAAUUUCAAUAUGAACAAAGAUCAAACAAAUAAUGAUCUAGAAAAGAUUAAUUAUAUAUUAGAAGAAACGCUUCGUACAGUUGAUGAUUUCACCGUUGAAAAUUUUCCUGCAGAUGAAUCACAAUCAGAUGCAAUGUUAGAUAUUAACAUCUCUGUAAAGACGUCAAAUGCAACAAGUUUGAAAUCAGCGAAAACUAACAAUACUUUCAUUUCUGUUCCUAAUUUUAAAAAUGAUGAUAAUUAUGUGGGUAUAUGUCAUGUUUAUGGUGAUCCUCAUGUUAUUCCUUUCGCACAACAAUCAAAUGCAACGCAAGACCAAUAUUGGUGUAAAAUAUCGGGGGAACAUCGUGUUAUUAAAAAUGAUUAUGUUGAAAUGAUAGCUUUUGUUCAAGAACAAACUUGGUUGAUCGAUAAAUUUAUCAUAAAAUUGCUCCAAUCCAACGGAUCCAUUAUUUGUACAGUUACUGACAAUGAACAGUAUUGUAAUAAUUCAGAAAUUCGAAUAACUCGUCCAAGUCUAACACAAAUGGACAUUUUAUAUACGACUUCUAGAUUAUACAUCUCCAUUGUUUCACAUCAAUAUGAUGUACAAUGGUAUGACAUAAGUGUGCGGAUGCCAUAUGCAUUGAUUCAUCGAUCGAGUGGUCUCUGUAUUUUACCAUCAGCCAUGAGUUGUGAUAUUGAAAAUAGUAUUGAACAGGAAAAUAUUGAGAAUUCUUUAUCUAAACUGAUAUGUGAACAAUACUUAAUGGCAGCCAUCGAUGCAUCCAUCAGCUUAGGUCUUGCAGAUGAUCCAGAACGACAUAAGAAUGCAUUGAUCGCAUGUAUUCAUGAUUAUCAAACAACAAACAAUAAACAUUCUGGCGUAAGUAUAGUGGAUAUGAUUAUCAAAAAUGCAAUUAAUCAACAACAACUUGACGAUAUGCAAUUUGAACUGAAAACUAUCAGCAGUACUAAUGCAAUUGAUAAUGCUUUAAUUAAUGCAAGUAUUCAAAUCGACUCUAUUACUACUACAACGACACAAAUACCAAAUACAACAUUGAUAUCAACAACAAGCCUCACAACAACCUCAACUAGUUCGAUCGCAAUUAAAUCAGCUUAUGUAAUUCUGAUUUGUAUUUUAUUAUCAUUUUUCAUAGAAUUAUCUGUUGUUUUUUAA